AAUAGUCAAAUUGGCUUGAUCACUUUCUAUAUAUAGAUACAAUCCCCGUGACCCUAUUUCACAUUCCUCAAAAGCUCUCCCUUCUCCAUUAAUUAUAGCAAUGGCUUCUAAGCUCUUUUCUCUUGUAGCAUUUUCAUCAUUUCUCAUUAUUUUCAAUCUCCUUAGCUCUCCGUCUUUAGCUGAUGUCCCUCUAAACACUCCUCUCCCACCAGAAACAAUCUGCAAAUCCACCCCACACCCUUCUUAUUGCAUAUCUGUUCUUCCCCACAAAAAUGCCAAUGUCUAUGACUUUGGUAGGUUUUCAGUCCAGCAUGCACUUUCCCAAUCCCAUAAGCUCUUUGAUUCAAUUGAAAAGUAUCUUCAAACUAGCUCAGCUUUGCCACAGCCAGCAAUCCAAGCACUUGAGGAUUGCAAGCUGCUUGCAUUGUCAAACAUAGAUUUCUUAUCAAGCUCCCUCCAAACUGUCAACAAGACAAGUGGUGUUCUUUCUAGCUUGGCUGCUGAUGAUUCCCAAACCUUGCUUAGUGCCAUUUUAACCAACCACCAAACUUGUUCUGAUGGGAUUGAAUCUCUGCCAUCUUCAGCUGGAAGUGCCAUCAGUGAUCUGUCGGUUCCAAUUUCUAACAACACAAAGUUGUACAGUGUCUCUUUGUCUCUGUUCACCAAGGGUUGGGUGCCUAAGGACAAAAGUGGGGUGCCAAAGCGACCCAAGAGGCAAUUCAGGUUCGGAAAGGGACGGUUGAACCUGAAGAUGUCAAGCCACGCUCGCGCAAUUUAUGACGCUGCUAUCAAUCAUCGGAGAAGAAGGCUUCUUCAGGUAGGAGAUGAAGAGGUUUUGGUGAAGGACAUUGUGGUUGUGUGUCAAGAUGGAAGUGGAAACUUCACUACCAUCAAUGAGGCCAUCGCCAUCGCACCAAAUAACUCUGUUGCUAGUGAUGGCUACUUUUUGAUAUAUAUCACUGCCGGUGUAUAUCAAGAGUAUGUGUCAAUUAUAUCGAAAAAGAAGUAUCUGUUGUUCAUCGGAGACGGCAUCAACCAGACAAUCAUCACAGGAAACAACAGUGUAGGAGAUGGCUCGACAACUUUCAACUCUGCUACUUUAGUCAUGGAAGAAUCAAAUCUCAGAAGGGUACUGUUGCUGGCAGCGGCAUUCCUUCCAUUAGUGCUUCUCUACAUAACUGGCCACAUUGCCAGUGCAACUGUACAAGGCACAAGCACGAAACAUAUAUGUUAUCUGAGAGUUCUGCAAGACCUGAACCCGAAGAGGAACAGACCCCAAUAA
Prunus avium (sweet cherry) is the source of this 1282-nucleotide messenger RNA. The record is from RefSeq and is a predicted model, not a curated record. NCBI's taxonomy places the organism in Eukaryota, Viridiplantae, Streptophyta, Magnoliopsida, Rosales, Rosaceae.